AUAGCAUAUAGAAAACCCCUAGUGCCGUAUUAUCUCGACUUCUUCCAUAGUUCCAUAGCUUCCUACCGGAAACGAAAAAUAGAGAUGGACUUCUCUGAAUUCAUCGCCAACCAAACGGACGCCUCCUUAAUGUUUGCAAAGCACGUCUUCUUCGACGUGGUCAAAGGAGAUGGCAACUUUGUUGUGUCUCCCCUCUCCAUUAACAUCUUGUUGGGUAUGGCCGCCGCCGGCUCUACCGGCGAAACACGCCGCAGCCUUCUCUCCUUCCUCAAGUCCGAUUCCACCACUGAUUUCGAUGCUUUUGCCUUCCACGCCCUCACCAAUAUUCUUGCUGACGCCAGUCAUCUCGGCGGCCCCAGUCUGUCGGCGGCUAACGGCGUUUGGAUGGAGCAAACUCUCUCUUUUAAGCCCUCCUAUAAAGAUCUUUUGGAAAAAUCUUAUGACGCCGUUUCUCAAUCUGUUGACUUUCGUACCAAGACAAGUGAAGCAGUUGAUGCUGUGAAUUUGUGGAUUGAGAAAAAAACCGGUGGCGUUAUAAGAAAUGUACUUGAUAAGAGUAAAGUUACUCCUCUGACAAGCAUCAUCCUUGCAAAUGCACUAUACUUUAAGGGGAAUUGGGAUGAGGAGUUUAACGAAAAGUAUACAAAAGAAAGAGAUUUUUACCUCAUGAAUGGAACAUCUGUCAAAGUGCCCUUUAUGACUACUGGUAAGAAGCAAUGGGUGAAAGCAUACGAUGAUUUCAAAAUCUUGUGUUUACCGUACUUGCAAGAUAUAGAUGUGAAUCAGCAAUUCUCCAUGUAUUUCGUCCUUCCUAAUGCAAAUGAUGGUCUACCAUCUCUGAUGGACAUCAUCACUAAAGACUCCGGCUUUCUUGAGCACCACAAUCCGAACAAGCUAGUUAGAGUGGGUGAGUUUCACAUACCGAAAUUCAAUAUAACUUUCGAUUUUGAUGUUUUGAGUGUUUUGGAGAAGCUCGGCGUGCAGUUUUCCCACGGCGGUCUUGACGAAAUGGUGGUCAACAUGGAGGAGAGCCCCACUGUUUCAUACAUUACCCAUAAGUGUGUUGUCGAUGUUAAUGAGAAAGGAACAAAAGCUGUUGCCGCUAGUAUGAUGGGGUGCAGAGUGGGAUGCGCACGUCCUAGGGUUGAAGAAGAGAAAGUAGACUUUGUAGCGGACCAUCCGUUUGUCUUCUUCAUUCAGGAGGAUGUGUCCGGGCUUGUUGUCUUUGCUGGCACCGUAGUUAAUCCUCUUCUUUGAGAUGGGGUAUGGCAUGCUGCCGGAUAUGAUGUUUAGUUUAUACUAGUAAUUUGCAUGUGCAUUUUAGAAUAGCUAGCCAACGCAUUCCUAAUUUUUUAGUGAUGCAUUUUUUAGAUCUUCAACUACUUGCUUGGGGGAUUCCGAUCUUUUUUCCUUUGAACGUCAUAAUAAAAGC
Molecule: messenger RNA, 1432 nt
Organism: Cuscuta epithymum
Lineage: Eukaryota; Viridiplantae; Streptophyta; Magnoliopsida; Solanales; Convolvulaceae
Source: the annotation of a GenBank genome assembly